CUCCGGCGCUCCCCACCCACCCCAGACCCCGCAGCUCGCACGCACAGGAGACGCGGCGGCGCCUAGGGUUUGGCCUUGCCGCCGGCCCCUUAGGCCUCGCCGCCGACCCGCUGCUCCCCUCCAGGAUCCGCCCUCCCCCCGAUCUCCGCCUGAGACCUCGCCCGUUCUCUCGCGCUGCCGGCGACCGCCGCCUCGUCGGACGGUCAACGACGACACCUCCACAGCCUCUAGCCUGCCCCGACCCAGCCCGCAACGGAAGCUCCCCCAGCUUCCUCUGCUGUCGACCAGCUGCCACCCAGCCUAUUCCUCCGGCCUACCCCGACAGCUCCUUCCGCCCCCACCUGCCGGCCACGCGUGUCUGCAGCAGUAAGGCAUAGGCUGUGCGGAGGUGCUAUUGAAUAAAUUUACUGUCUGGCUAAUUAUGCUGCCUAAUUAUGAGUUAUGCUUCUGUUUCCCGGAAUCACUCCCUGUUGCUCCUUGUUAGUGAUAUCUUUAAAUAAUUUCCACCUCCACUACAAAAGAAUCAACCAUGCGGCUCUCUUCAUCCCUUCAAGAUCUGCCGACAUUUUCUAGAAUUGAUGCUUUAGAAAGGGGCUCUAGCAUUGGUGGUGAUCUGAGCUCAGGGCGUGCAAAACCUGUCCGCACACUUCAAAGGGAAGGUCCUGUAGCAAGCUUUUCAAAAGAGAGAACACCCCCGUCAUCACCAACAAAUCGAAAGAAAUGCAUGAGAACUGUUGGUUAUGCUGUUGUCCUGUUCCUAUUAGUGUGCUCUAUAUACGCUUCUUUGAGAUAUUUUCAUGUCUUUCUGUCGGAAGGUAGCUCUGAGUACUAUGUGAUUCUUGAUUGUGGCAGCACUGGUACAAGAGUGUAUGUUUACGAGUGGACCGUUAAUCAUAAUGACGGAAACACAUUUCCUAUUGCUUUGAAACCUUUGGGGAAUGCUCCUAAGAAAAAAUCUGGCAAAUUAACUGGGCGUGCCUAUCAACGUAUGGAAACUGAACCUGGAUUGAGCAAGCUUGUUCACAAUGAAAUUGGGAUGAAGAAGGCAAUAGAGCCCCUCCUUCAAAUGGCUGAGCGACAGAUCCCUAGACGUGCACACAAGCACACACCUGUUUUUCUAUAUGCCACAGCUGGGGUCCGCAAGCUACCAAGUGCAGACUCAGACUGGCUUCUGGAUAAGGCCUGGGACGUUCUGAAGAAUUCAUCAUUUUUGUGUAGUAGAGACAGAGUUAAGAUCAUCAGUGGCAUGGAAGAAGCUUACUAUGGAUGGAUAGCUCUUAACCACCACAUGAACAUGCUUGGGACCUCAUCUUCUGAAAUGACAUAUGGUUCACUUGAUUUAGGUGGAUCAUCAUUACAGGUGACAUUUGAGACUGACAAAGCCAUGCAGGAUGACACGAGUAUUAGUCUGAGGAUUGGUUCUGUAAAUCAUCAACUUAGUGCUUAUUCUCUUUCUGGUUAUGGGCUAAAUGAUGCAUUUGACAAAUCAGUGGCACAUCUGGUGAAGAUAUUAGGAGGGACAGCAGGUAAUGGCAAAGUUCAGGUCAAACAUCCUUGUCUACAAACUGGGUACAAGGAAGAUUAUGUUUGUUCGUACUGCCAUUCACUGAAACAAGAUGGAAGUCCUAGUGUUUCAGGGAAGACAACAGGCUUAGAGAAGGCGGGAACAGCUGUUGAACUUGUUGGGGCUCCUCAGUGGAGCGAAUGUAGUGCUCUUGCAAAAGUAGCAGUGAAUCUUUCAGAGUGGUCCAAUGCAAAUUCUGGAGUUGACUGUAACGUUCAACCUUGUGCACUUGCCAGUACCUUUCCCCAACCACAUGGGCAGUUUUAUGCUAUGUCCGGUUUCUAUGUGGUUUUCAAAUUUUUCAAUUUGACUCCUGACGCUACUCUCAUAGAUGUUCUAAAAAGAGGCCAGGAAUUUUGUGAAAAACCAUGGGAAGUUGCAAAGAGUAGUGUUCCACCACAGCCUUUUAUAGAGCAGUAUUGCUUCAGGGCUCCUUAUAUCACAUCACUUCUGAGAGAGGGACUGCAGAUCAAAGAUAAUCAGGUGAUAAUUGGCUCAGGUAGUAUCACAUGGACUCUUGGUGUUGCUUUGCUAGAGGCUGGGCAGGCGUUAUCUACACGGAUGGAUAUUCAAGGAUACAUGAUACUACACCGGGAGAUAAACCCAACUAUUCUUAUUGCAUUGUUUGUGAUUUCAAUUGUGCUGGUCAUAUGUGCCAUAUUGUGUGUUAGCAAUUCGAUCCCAAGAUCAUUCCGCAAGUCCUAUUUACCAAUUUUUAGGCAGAACAGUGGAGGUAGUUCUGCGCUUGGUAUGGGAUCACCUUUCAGAUUUCAUUUAUGGAGACAAAUCAACUCAGGUGAUGGAAGAACAAAGACACCAUUGAGUCCUACUGUUACUGGGUCAGAGUCUCAUCCAUUUAGUAUGACCCAUGGAUUAGGAGGCAGCAGCGUCCAGCUUAUGGAGUCUUCCAGGCAAUCGCUUGGUGUAAAUCAUAGCUAUUCUGUUGGGAGCUUAGGUCAGAUGCAGUUUUCCAGUGGAUUGUGGAACUCUACCAGAGGUCAGACGACACUUCAAAGCAGGAGAUCGCAAUCGAGAGAAGAUCUCACUUCUUCAUUAGCUGAUCUCCAUGUUCCAAAGGUGUAGCAUUACAUUUCAGGAUGACAUGACUAGUAUGUGAUCCCAUGCCUUAACAACUUUGUGUAAAUAAUAGCUCCACACUGUUUGAUUUCUUCUCUACCAAGAUGUCAAUUUUGUCGGCACACUGACAAUUCAAAAAGGUUUAGGAUCCACAGAAUUUAUUAAAGUAUAUGACUUGGCGCCUCCUGGAGACGAUACAUGCAUCCAUUAAACUGUAUUUGUGCAAUAGAACAUGCCAUAAAGAUGAACUUGCAAGCAGUUUUGAGUGUUGUGCCAGAAGAAAUGUUACACGGUUCACUGAAGUGGUUGGCCAUGGGCUGCAGCUAAUGUGAUCAGUUCCUGGCCCAGAAUAUCAAGGUUUCCAGAUUAUGAUGUUACUGCAGCAUACGGAGUAUACUCUUCAAAGGUUCUUAUCAUUUUUUUCUUCUUUUUUUUUUGUUCUACAACAUAAUGAACAUAUUUGUGGCCCUGUGUGUCAUCAAUGUAUCAUAUGCGGUAUGCUUUGUUA
Brachypodium distachyon (stiff brome) is the source of this 3149-nucleotide messenger RNA. RefSeq names its product probable apyrase 7. The transcript is spliced from 3 exons. The record is from RefSeq and is a predicted model, not a curated record. Gene Ontology annotation, molecular function: nucleoside diphosphate phosphatase activity. Gene Ontology annotation, cellular component: membrane. Gene Ontology annotation, biological process: nucleoside diphosphate catabolic process. The coding region runs from base 530 to 2647 and encodes 705 amino acids. Lineage: Eukaryota; Viridiplantae; Streptophyta; Magnoliopsida; Poales; Poaceae.